AUGAAGAAAUGUACGAUGCGAUGGGGUGAUGAUGAUGAUGAAGACUCAUCUGAGGAAUCAUCAUCAUCAUCCUCUGCUUCUGACUCGAAUGCUGAUAAAACAGAGAUUGGGAAGAAGAAUAAGACGAAGAAGAGAAAGAGCAAGAAGACAAUAGCGAGGUUUGCGAAGAAAGACAAGAAAGCUUUCGACUACGAAUCUCUGCAGCAGCACGGUUACAAAGCGCUUGGUCUUCCAGAUAUUCCUGCUCCGGUGGAGAAUCCGGACUGGUCGUGGAAUACGGGAAAGGAUAAACAGAGAGUAAAGGAAGUGAAAGAGAGCUAUAGAGAAAGAGAAGCUACAAGAGCUGCGGUGUCAGGUGGAGAGACGAUUGCGAAUGCGCUGCUGAAGAGUGAAAGGAAGAGUCUUUCUUUCUCGCAGAAGGAGAAGAAGAAGAGAGAUUUGGGACAAGCGAGUCGAGGGAAGAAUUACGUUGAAGAAGAGAAGAGGCAGUUGAGAGAGAGUGGUGUUUACUCUGGUUUUGAUUCUUGA
Molecule: messenger RNA, 528 nt
Organism: Microthlaspi erraticum
Lineage: Eukaryota; Viridiplantae; Streptophyta; Magnoliopsida; Brassicales; Brassicaceae
Source: the annotation of a GenBank genome assembly